GCGACAUUACUUGACAUGAAUCCUCGGAGUCGCCUUCAAACAAUGGGAAUCUCAAAUGAUGAUUUCCCUUACUCGUUUCCUCCCUUCUAAUACUCAUUAAAUUCCAACCACGACCUGCCAGCGACUCUCCUUCCAGCGAUGGCCGUCUCAAUAGAAAUUGUCCCUUUCUCAAGUAAUGUCGAUAUGUAUGGUAAGGCAGACGCUGGCUUUGCAUACUCUCUUUCGGGCCAUGUUUCAGUAUCAAUAUCACCUUCAUGUUUCGCCUUCAAACGAUAUCGGAAAACGGACUUACUUCUCCAAUCUCUCGAACUCACAUUUGAGGGCCAGAACGAAAUGCACUCUGACGCCAUGGGCUAUUCCUCUGCCCGACUUUGUCGCAUCACAAAGGAAUUAGUACCACAAGAACCAGUACUCUUGAGCAACGAAGGAAUUGGAACUAGCAAUGUCAAUGAGCCUUGCCGUUGGAACAUAAUAUUCAGUCUCACGAUACCAGGUUGGCUUCCGGCAUCGACGGGAUAUGGGUCCGAUGGUACUCUCGGCGUAUCUUACAAUCUUUUUGCAACCGCAAAAUUUUUGAUCGACUCACAUUCUCACCGUGACUCCUGGUCGACUGGCAUCUCCUCUUUGUAUUCAUCGCUCUGCUCUCCCGAACGUGUUAUUAAAGCCGAGAAGGCAAUCCUCGUGCGGCGUUUUCCCUCGCCACCUUUACCAUCGAACGAAGAUUGUGCAGUUGAGGAUGCAACUUUCUACAUUAAACCCGACGUUCAGCCUCCCGAUGAAAAUGCCAAGGUGUUUAUACCGUUAGACGUGUGGAGCAAACUCCAGAUCUUGGUGUCUAUCCCAGAGUAUACAGAUAUAAAGAGCCACGAGCUACCUUUCACACUGAGACUUAGGACUAAGAACAUGAAGGUAGAAGAUCGGAAGAGGAUACAGCUUUUGGGGUUCUCGGUCAACGUAUAUCAAAAGGAAAAAUGCAGGCAACACCCGUCUCAUGAAUACGUCAAUCGUUAUCCUCUUCCUCCUGCCUCUGAACAACCCCCAAAUCUUCCCCUAAACCGGCCUCACCGCCUGGGUUAUGUCUUUGACAGUCUCUGCAUCCCUCUCCCUCACGGCCAUCGCGAGCAGAUUUGUACCGUCUCUCUUCUCUCUCCCACAUCAAAUGGUCAAUAUCAAGCGGAAGGACCGAAUUAUGUAUUUGCUGAUGGCGAAACCGAGUCCACCUCCUGGUUCACUCUGCAGUGCGUCAUACCUCUCUCUCCAGCCGACGCCACACACGACAUUGCCGAUGAUGCAACAUCGCCUUGGGCAGGUCAGACAAUAGCAAGGAGACCGACUUUCUCUAGUCCGCUUUUGAGCGUACGCCACCAGGUUUCCAUUAGAUUAUCGCUUGGAUACGAUUAUCCUGACCUCGAAGAAACGGCUUGGGAGGCCUUUACAUUCAAUGUUCCCAUACGAUUCGAGUCUGUCGCUCCGAAACCCGCAAAGCCGACGAUCUCAUCGAGCUUAUCGUUGUUCGCGUCGACGGUGACGGGAGAGGCCAUCACCCUCGAGGAGGAGGAAGGAUUAGCGUCCUCCUCGUCGCCUCCUGUCUUGCCGGCGUAUUCGGAAUUGUUCUAUUCGAAUGGGGACAGGAAGUUGGAUCCUACGCCGUUACCCUUGUAUUCUCCACCUGGUGUGCCGGUUCCUGCUACCACAGAACUCACGUCGACCAGCCCGCAACCUUCUAACGAGGUUUCUAGUCACGAAAAGGGCACCUGUGAUUUGAGGAGCCCCUCUAAUGACCAUAACCUAUGCGCAUCAUGAGUUCCAUACACCACUCUUCAUUCGUUCUUCAUUUUCGAGUUUGUUUUCUACUCAAUUGCACCCCUGUUUUCAACUACUUCAUAUUGGUUCUCUCAUUUAUGGCUCCUUCAUGAUCGUCAUUGCCAUCACAUAUAUUCCUUCGGAAUGCUUUCCGAGUCGAUGGGUUUUUAGAUUGCUCAGGCAUAGAGCCUCUAGAACUUUUAAUCAUCUGCUUAAUGGUCUUAAUGUGUUCUUAUAGUUGUACCACUAUUCUCUAGUUUUGCCGUGUUCCAAGUCAUCUGUAUCAAUUUUGGUCUACCACUAGUGGAUUCAUAUGGUGUCGCCAUCUAACGUUCGAAACAGAUUUAUGUGAAGAUAAAGUUUUCUUAAUGAAGUGAGUCACCAACUAAAAUCUAAUGAUCAGGCGACCAAGAGGUGGUUCAUACUAUGAGAAGAUUGCUUAGGGAGCACGAACAACCUGUUUGAAGGUAAAGGGAAGUGGACCUAUUUCAUCCUCCCGCGUACUCG
Molecule: messenger RNA, 2310 nt
Organism: Marasmius oreades (fairy-ring Marasmius)
Lineage: Eukaryota; Fungi; Basidiomycota; Agaricomycetes; Agaricales; Marasmiaceae
Exons: 5
Coding region: 139-1803 (554 amino acids)
Source: RefSeq, a predicted model, not a curated record